AUGGCUGAAUACCCUCUCGACAUCUGUGGACAGCAGCCCUUCCUGCUUCUGAUCUACACACAGAUCACACUCUGCUUCGAUCUACCCGACGACUCUCCCUCAUCCACCGACCAAGUCAUUUUAACGCUAAAGCGCGGUCUGGAGCGCUUGUCUGAAUCCUUUCCAUGGGUGACAGGGCAGAUCAGCAAGGACGACGUUGGGAAUGGCAAGAUCGCUCCCUUCGAAUCCAUCCCGCCCUUGAUCGUCAGGGAUCUGCGCGACGACCGCUCUAUCCCAUCGAUGGCGACUCUCAAAGCAUCCGAAUUUCCGAUGAGGAUGCUCGAUGAGAGUGUCAUUGCACCUCGGAAGACCAUCCCCGACGAUUUCUCCUCGACUGAGCCUACCCCUGUCUUCCUGUUGCAAGCGACCUUCAUCACUGGCGGACUGUUGCUCACUGUCCUCGGGCAGCACGGUGCGAUGGACAUGACGGGCCAGGCCCAGCUCAUCCACCUCCUCCACAAAGCCUGCAAAGGCGAACCAUUCACGUGUGAAGAGAUCGCGUCCGGAAACCUUCAGAGGGAUACGCUCGUACCUCUUCUAGACAAGGACUACAAACCAGGACCCGAACUGGACAAUCAACUCGUGAAGAUUGCCCCUCCCGGAGACGCUUCGCCCGAUUUGGCUCCAGCCUCUCGCCCUCCCAAAUGUGUAUGGGCAUACUUCUCAUUCAGCGCUGAUUGUCUUCGCGAGAUCAAAUCCAUCGCCUCACAGGCCCUCCCCGCAGACGCAACAUUCAUCUCCACAGACGACGCCCUCACAGCCUUUAUUUGGCAGGCUAUCACCCGCAUCCGAUUUGCUCGUUUUGAAAAGGCAUCCAUUUCGACCUCGACCCUAGAGACCCAACUCGCCCGUGCAGUGGACGUCAGACGCUUCUUAGGCGUCCCCGACACAUACACCGGUCUUUGCCAGAACAUGACCUAUCACCAAUUCCCCUUCUCCCAAAUCGUGUCCGCACCUCUGGGCGUCAUUGCUGCAGACCUUCGUCGAGCCGUGGACCCAAAGUCGUGGAAGCGAGACCUCAACCACGCCACCCGAGCUCUUGCGACCCUGAUGCAGCGUACGCCCCCAGCCUCCCGGGGUAACAUCUCGCUUACAGCCAACAUGUCCCUCGCCCAUUCCAUCAUGCUCAGCUCCUGGUCCAAACCGCCCCUAUACUCCCUCGACUUUGGUUUGGGUCUCGGGAAGCCUGUGUCGGUGAGGCGACCGCAAUUCACACCGUGCGAGAGCUUGCUGUACCUGAUGCCGAAACGGGAGGAUGGAGAGGUAUCGUUGGCUGUUUGUUUGAAGGAGGAGGAGAUGGAGCAGUUGAGAACCGAUGAGGAGUUUGGAAAGUAUGCGAGGUAUAUUGGUUGA
Messenger RNA from Coprinopsis cinerea okayama7#130, 1392 nucleotides. Its product is annotated as trichothecene 3-O-acetyltransferase. The coding region runs from base 1 to 1392 and encodes 463 amino acids. The transcript has a single exon. The record is from RefSeq and is a predicted model, not a curated record. NCBI's taxonomy places the organism in Eukaryota, Fungi, Basidiomycota, Agaricomycetes, Agaricales, Psathyrellaceae.